This is a messenger RNA of Volvox carteri f. nagariensis, 1422 nucleotides long. RefSeq lists its product as uncharacterized. Gene Ontology annotation, molecular function: RNA binding. The coding region runs from base 1 to 1422 and encodes 473 amino acids. Gene Ontology annotation, biological process: tRNA nucleoside ribose methylation. The transcript has 5 exons. Gene Ontology annotation, cellular component: cytosol. Lineage: Eukaryota; Viridiplantae; Chlorophyta; Chlorophyceae; Chlamydomonadales; Volvocaceae. The record is from RefSeq and is a predicted model, not a curated record.
AUGCCUGGUAUCCCGCUUCAAAUCCACCAAUUUCAUUUAACUUGCAUCACAGGGACCGUGCCCCUUGCUGCCCGCUGCAGCUUCGGCCUCACCGCCGCCGCAGUCGCUGUCAGCCCCGGUGCCGCUGCCACCGCCCCGCCGGCGGUGCAUGCUGACCUUCUCCUCUCCGACAUUCGCGUGGUACUCGUCGCUCCCAAGCACGAGGCCAACAUCGGCGCUGUCGCACGUGCCUGUGCCAACUUCGAGUGCCUCAGCUUGUUUCUAGUCGCGCCACGUUGCGCCGUCGGCUCUGGCGGCGUCGGCGCCGGUGAGGCGCGCAAAGUGGCCUGCGGCGACGCCGUACUUGACCGCCUGGUGGUUACGGACACGCUGGCGGAGGCUCUGGCCGACACUGCUGGCAGCAUCGGCUUUACGCGACGCGCAGGCGCAACCCGGGUAACGCACGCGUCGCUAGGGCACCUGCUGGCGGGGUUCCCCUGGGCGCUGCAGCGGCAGCCUCCGCAGCCUCCGCCGCCUCCGCCUGCGCAAAUACUUUUAAGUACCUCCGUCGCACCCGUGGAACAUGCACUCCCAGCAACCCCAUCGUCAUCCUCAUGGGACACCCUUGAGCCGACAUUUGCAGUACAACAGGUUCCAGAUCCGGAAUUGGAGCCGUCAUUAGAGCCGUCAUCGUUGCAGCAGCUGCUGUACCGCCAGCGACCGGAUCCGCCUUUGUCGUCGACAUCCCUAGUAGCAGCAGCAGCAGUAGUAGUAGUAGUAGGAGGAGGAGGAUUGGACCUGGCAGAUACCGACGGCAGCGGCAAUGACAGCGGUGUGGCCCCACACCGGCCCCACGCUACGGCGCUCGUUUUCGGGCGGGAGGAGAGCGGUCUUUCGGAAGCGGAGCUGCGGCUGUGCAGGUGCCCAGGCCACGCAUGCGCCAUCCCCACGGGCCGCCUACAGCCCUCUAUGAAUCUGUCGCAUGCGGUGGCGGUUGUGCUGGGGGAGAUAUUCAGCCGCCGAUGUGGGCUGCUGGGCGUCACGUCGCCAGCGGAGGCUGCGCAGGCGGCGGCGGACUUAGACGCCGCCGGCAGUAGUGACGGGGGCACCGGCGGCCAGUCACCCCAUGGCGGCGACUGCGACGGCGGCGGCGGCACUGUCGGCGCGAGGACCGGGGCCUGUAGCACAACGAGCGCACAGGAGGUAGAUUUGCUGGUUCGGAAGGUGGCGGCGGUGGCGGAGGCUGUGGGCAUCAGCGGUGAGGAGGGCAGCGGGGGCGGCGGCAGCGGAGCAGAGAGCCGCUCCCUGCAUGGCCUGGCAUCGGCAGUGCUGCAACGGCUAGACCCCAAACAUCCUCUGGAAGCGCGCAAGAUGCUCAGGAAGAAGCAGCAACAGCAACAGCAACAGCAGCAGGAACAGCAACAGCAGCAGCAACAACCCUAG